Molecule: messenger RNA, 6602 nt
Organism: Triplophysa rosa
Lineage: Eukaryota; Metazoa; Chordata; Actinopteri; Cypriniformes; Nemacheilidae
Gene: shroom1
Product: shroom family member 1
Exons: 8
Coding region: 248-4333 (1361 amino acids)
Biological process (GO): actin filament organization
Cellular component (GO): adherens junction; apical junction complex; apical plasma membrane
Molecular function (GO): actin filament binding
Source: RefSeq, a predicted model, not a curated record
GGCGGUGGCAGUGGUGAGGUUUUACACUGAGGACACAGAGAUGUGUUUAAAACGCUCGUUUUGAGCUGUUGUUGAGUGAAACACACUUAAAUCGUGCGGAAUAAAUUCUGACAAGCGUUCAGGUGGUGCCAGAUUCCUGUGGCUUCUGUUCUGUGAAUAUAGUGAGAAGAUGAAGAAAUAACUUCAAAAGCCAAGUCUCUUAUUCACUUCAUUUCACGUGGGUCCAUAAAUCUGCUUCAUAGUCCGGAUGGAUUCCUAUCAUUUCCACUUCGAGAGAAUGAGUAAUCUUGACCUGCACCCUCUAAGCCUUCCAGUCAGUCGUCUUUCACCAGCAAAGUCCAGUGGCAGUAUUGAUCAGUACACCCACCACCACAGCAAAGGGGACUCUGCCUAUAGCUCAUUCUCUGGCGGGUCUACAGUCCCUGAUUACCCCUCUCCCUUUCUACUGGAUGAUCUACAGUCAAACAGCUUGCAUUACACUGAUUUGAAAUAUGCAAAAGCUAAAUACAGCCCAACCUUUCUUGAUUCGGAUUCGAAGAGCAUGGACCACCUUUACCGUUCCAUGGAAGCCAUCGCGCAACAAAGUUCAGCAGUUCCUACAAAUUCCUUACCACCCCCACCACCUCCUGCCCGUCUGGACAGCUUUGAAACAACCAAGAACCUUGAAAAUUCAAGGGCACGCCAGAGUCCUGAAGGACAGCUUGCUGACGUUUCUACUUCUCAGCAGUCUAGAAAUGUGGAGCUCUGUGGUGUCCAGACUGAGCCUAUCUAUGGUUGUGGGUUUUCACAGCAUUUUCAGAGAGAUCAACCCAACCAAGGCCUUGUGGAUAAGACGGUUGAGCCACAAAAACCGAAUCGCCUGCCGCUACAAAUCUGUCAGCCAGAGCAUGUGCAGCAGUCUAGAAGUGGUCAUUCCGAAACUCACCGGAAAAGGUCAUAUUCAGCUUAUGGUCGCCCCUCUUUUGAGCAGCAAUGCUAUGUCAGCUCCUGCCAUAUGCCACAGAAAUCCACCAGUGGGAGUGUUCACCACAAAGGCCCAUUUUAUUUCGUUACUGGUGUCUUCACGUCUCCUGAGUCUGGUGUCACGCAAGGGGACAGUGCAAGCAUAGCAGACUCCAGUGAAUGGUCAUAUAUGGUUCAGCGUAGAAGACAAAGUUGUCCAGAUGGUCCGAGUGGAAGACUGUUUUUCCAAGAAGAACUCAAAUAUAGCAAUCAUAAUGACAUUGUGGAGCCUAAUAGCAAGGCAAUUAAUCCAUCCUAUAAGUCUAAACUGACCUCCCAAGGUGUGGAGGAGGUCAUCAUGAGCAAAGAAAUUGAAAGACAUCACUCCUCUAGCCAUCCUAUCUUCUACUGUGGUCCAGAAGAGAGUUCAGUUGGUAAUAUGAUGACUCCUGCUUUGAUUGAAGAACCCAAGACAAAUGAACAGAUGACAAGUAUUUUGAGACAGCCCCAAGUGGAUGUUCCAAAUGAGAAGAUCAGCAAGGAGACCACUCCACUUUUAUAUCACCUUACAGGAGCCAACAGGGCAUCAUGUACCAACAAGCUCAAAAACAAAAAUGACUGUGGGUUGGGGAGCAAAAUUCCAGAGUGUGACAAAGAUAAGCAGAAGGCAGGAAGAGAUGGGCAAAUCUCUCCUAGCAGUGAACAUCAACAGAGCGCAAUAUGUACAGAACAACCACCUGAUUUUCCAUACCUCUGUGGUACCUUAGAUGAUUCCUAUAAAAAGUAUUACAAAGAGAAACUGAAAGAUGCCCAAUCCAAGGUUUUGAGGGAGACUUCAUUUAAAAGGAGAGAUCUGCAACUGUCUUGGCCCCACAGAAUCAAGCAGCAGCCAGACAAAAAGCUUUCUGUUGUACCUACCAGUCCUCUAUCACAAAAUAUGCAGCCCAGCUUAGACAAGUUCACUCACCAACUACACAAGCAUCAACUUAUGGAAAAAGAAAACGUGAAGCAUGAACCUGACCUGAGUCAGGAGAUUGAGAAAAUAAUUGAAAAGGAAAAGCCACAGAAUAUUGCUCAGCCACAGGUUCCUCGGGUGGGGUGUCGGAAGCGUUUGACAGCGGAUCAGAAAAAGCUGUCUCACUCUGAGCCUGAGAAGCUACACCAGCUGGCAGAUGAACCCACUCACAUGACCUGCCGCUCUCUUGGAAAUGAAGGUGAAGGUCUUCUCUCAGAGGGUGAUCAUGGUCUAGUGGCUGCAAGGAAAAAGAUGUUCGAAACACGGGGACGUGCCAUGUCUGCCUCCAACUUCUCCAAAUCAUCUCUGAAGAACCUUCAGCAAAAAGCCUUGGCUGCAUACAUGGAGCGUAAAACUGGUCAAAAAGUUGCUGAGCCUCAGCAGCAUGUUCCGCAAGUUCCCAGUCACAGAAAUUCAACUGCAGGAAGACUGUUUGACUCUGGCUCUAGAUAUAAUUCAAGCAUCGCUGGCUCCAAGAAGCUCCACAGGCCUCUCUCUGCUGGUCGAAUUCUUGAUUCAGUGUCAAGUUCUGUUAAAUACGCUCAGUUCGUAAAUGCUCAGCCCCACAGCCACUCGAGGCAGUCCAGCUGGAGGGAGGAGUCCACUAAAGCAGGAAAGUCUUCCUCUGCAGAAAAUCUCUUGGACCAGCUGGAACAACUCGAGUUUUUCCGAGCUCGCAGCACCUCGACUCCUUAUCCUUUGCAGGUUCCAAAGUAUUCAGAUGAAUUUUCAACCAUUCGUAAUGAGGACAUUUCAAGUGCUCACAGUAAGGUAGAAGGAGAUACAGUAGUGUAUCACAGUCAUACGGUAUCGGAACCUGAUGACCGGCGGGCACGAAGGAUUGCUCCAAGAGGAAAAUCUAUGGAGGAACUUAGUGUCUCGAAGACCUCAAAGCCUGAAGUUCUCAGCAAAAGCUCAGAGCAGCUUGACCAACUGCAGAGAAAGCAGGCCGUGUCUGGUAAAGAUAAAAGAACAGUGUCAUUCCUUGCUGAAGGAACUCACACAGAGAAAUCGAAAUUCAGCUCUGGAGAACACACAAAUAACUCUCAGGCAGGCCCUGAGAGGCAGCACUUAACCAGUUCUGUAAAGCAUGUAUACCCCCAUGAGGAUAAAAUCCAAAUGGCACCAUACAGCGAUGGAUCUACAAAUGGAGAUGACACGGUUAUGUCUGUUCAUUCCACUGAAGCAGAUGAGAUCACUUUGGAAACUGGAAGCAAAGAGCAAAACACUUCUUGUCAGUAUGUCUCUAAUCAGGAUAUUUCCCUCAGUCAUGGAAUCACAGCAGUUCCCAAUCUAUGGACCUCCACACCUGAGAUAAAUGAGACAAGCAAUCGGCCAUCUUCUGAAACAACUGUUGUUGAACCCCAAAAUACACUUCCUACUCCAUGUAGUGAGAGAGAACCCACUCCAACAUUUCCUGACAUUCAGGAUGUAGAGUCGAGCCAGAUAUCUCCAGUCAACAGGGAACAAGACGGGAAUGAAAAGGAGGAGGAUGGACCUCUUGUGAUUGAAAACAAGGUGCCAGAAGGGAACGGUCCGAAGCAGAAACUAGAGUGGGAGGUGCUGGUUCAGGAGGUGGUUUCAGCUGACCAAUCAUUAGCUUGCACUCUUUAUCCUAUAGCCAAUCGAAAGACCGCGCUCAUGCUGAUGGAGCAGUUGUUGUCUGAGGAUACUCUUCUAAUGGAGGAACACUACAAGAAGAAACAGGAGCAGAAAGUUAAUCAUCCAGACAGCACUGAGACGCUUGCAGAAGACAAACCAUUGAAAUCUCCCUCAUAUCUGAACAAUGAAGCUGCUCCCACAAACCAAAAAGCCUGCAACACUGAAACAGAUGUCACAGAAAUAAAGAGAAAGCUAAUAGCACACAUAGAGGAGCGUUUGACAUCUCUGCAGGAAGUUCGCUCCACCAUUCGAGCCGAGGAAAAGGACAAUGGGAAACGAGGCGAUGCUAUAAAGACUCUUGUACGAGAGCGCUGUUUGCCAGCUGAGCUGGAGCGCUACAGACAGUUUAUUGGAGACCUGGAGCGGGUUAUCAGCCUGCUGCUCUGCCUGUCAGCCCGCCUGGCCCGCGUACAGAACGCCCUCAGCACUGUGGACGACACCAUGGACACUGAGGAGAAACAAUCAUUGGACAACCGCCACCGUCUGCUGUGCAAACAGAGGGAUGAUGCCAAAGACUUAAAGGACAACCUGGACCGCCGGGAGCGCGUGGUCUCCGCCUUCCUUUCCAAGCAGCUGACGGACACACAGCUCCAGGAGUACCGCCGUUUCGUCCAGACCAAGGCAUCCCUGCUCAUUCGUCUGAAGGACCUCGAUGAGAAGCAGCGUCUGGGAGAGGAACAGAUCGAGGCUUUACUGACCAGUAUACCUCGAUGAAAAGAGGUCCAGUUCCUCCUCAGACCUGCAGAAAUUCUGAAGUAGAGAUCCCCAGAUUCCCGUUGUAAAUCACAGGGUCAUGCUGGUUUAUUACAUGGGUCUGUAAUGCCUAAAGGUGCCUUUUAAGCAUGAGCACGUGUUCUGCGGGGACGUUUCUCUGUUAUUUGUAGUUACGCUAUGCUGCAGAUUAUAUUAAGAGGACUUUCUAAACCUUUAAGAGAGCUUUAAGAGGCCAGGUAUGGUUUAUUGUGAGCUUAAAGUGGAUAAAUAUGCCCUUUCAGGUGUAUUUGUUUGUUUGUUACUUACAGAGCACUCUAAGACAAUGACCAAAAAGAAAGAAAAAGCACUUUCGAUACUAAACUGCACAUACUUAUUAGGAACAGUUCACACUAUUGUAAUCCUUACCCUGUGUUUAUUCAGGACUUGAUUGUUUUUAUGUGGCAUUUGAUUAUGUAACAUAGUGUAGCUUUUUAUCUGUCCAGUAAUUUCAUUUGACAGUAUCAUGUUGAAUAUAUUUAAUGAUAAAGUACUGAAUUUUAUUCUGUUCUUAACUUUCCUAUAAAGUUGCAUUUGGUGUUGAACCUUUUGAAUGACUGGGGUGUAUUGUACAUUUAUUUUAUUUAAGUGCCAUCAUACACUUGUGUACUGAGACUGUGACACAUCUUUGUCUGUUCUCUGGCAAAUGUUACAACAACUUGUGCUAUAAUGUUGAUUGUAGCUGAAAUGCAGAUGGAAUGUUCUCUUUACUGUGGUAAAAUGACUGUACUCCAUGUUCUCAGAUGGCUUUUUGCUCUUAUAAAGUGUCGGGCAAUAGCAAGCACUGGUGUUCAGUUAAUAGAUGCAUUUAUUAAUAUUCAAAUUUACCAAAUCAAAGUUUAUUUGCAAAGCUGUUUUCAAUAACUUGGUGCGUGAAUAACUACCAACCAAAAGUUUGUACCAUUAAAUGAAUCUUUUUUUCUAACUAUUUUUUUUUAAUACCUUUCAAAUCUUAGGAUAUAAAGGUUUAUGCCUACAUACCUGUAUUAAUUUCUUUACAACACAAAAAGUUCAAAAUGGAAUUGAAAUUUAUUUCAGUUUUAGACCUGAUAGAAUUAAAGGAACAACUAGUUGUAAUUUCCUUUUCUUCUUUAUAGUAUGCAUCCCAGAUGCUUUUUAAACCUUAAAGUUGGUGAGAGAGUGGUCUUUAUGCAUUACAGAGUUGUAAUGCAGGCAAAGGAUGACUACUUUAAAGAAGCUAAAAUAUAAGAGUUAUAAUUUGUUUUAAAGUUUUUCCUCUUUAUAAUGUCUAUGCUGCCAUGUGUGUCAAUACAGUUUUGAUGACAUAAGUAUACUAAAAAAUGUAAUAUAUUUAUAAUUAUGAAUGAGUAGGUGUCCAAACUUAUGAUAGUAUGGUAGUGAUACUUUGAUAACAUUUUACUUCAAACAUUGGCGGCUCUUAUCAUUUUUUAAAAGAUUUUAUUUAAUGUUGUUUCUUUUGCACAGUCGGAUUUUACAAUUCAUUCAGACUACAUGCUUGGCUAUAAAUGCAUUUAACUGUUUUUAAAAACCCAUAUAAUGGAGCUACUUAUUUUAUCAUCCUUUAUGUCUGUCUAUUACAAAUACAUGUUUUUGAUACAGUUUCACUUUCUGAAACCUCCCAGACCAGCUUCAAAAUGGUUUUAAAUGAUAUGAAUAGGUUAAGUUUGAAAAAUCAGCCUACCAAAAUUAGCAUGAAAAGAAACUUCGAACCCCUCCAGCUCCACAUUUUUUAAACGUUUCCGGGGGAAUAUAAUUUGUCUUGGCCUUUGUACGGAGUGCGGCCUCUUUUCAGGGUUAUGUGAGUUUUUUCUGUCAGAAGUCCAUGUUUAUAUGGCCUAAAAAUUCCUAAGUCAUGUGAAAGACCCAGUUAUCCACACAAACAGCUCCCAACAACAACACAGACAAACUAUUUCCUGUUGUGUAUAUACAGUAUACAAGUAUACCACCGUCGUUCCAUUUGAUCUGGCACUGAGCAGUCAGAUUGUGUUUCUUUAAGAACUGCUGAAUGUGGAUUGUAAAAGGGUUGGGACUGUAUGCUCUUUGAGACUCAUCCAUCAAACUCACUGUAAAUGAAAGCUUGAGUGUGCUGUGAAUGUUUAUGGUGAGUAUUGUGUGUCUGGACCAUGUUGUGUUGCUGCCCUCUAGUGGUUUUGCAGUGUAUACUUUGUCUUGGAUCUUUCCAAUUCAUUUGUUAUGUGGAUUGCAGAAUUUCUAUUACUUUUGUUAUAAUGUGAAUAAAGCAACUAAAUGA